AUGUACUAUAGUCUUGUCUUCUUUGUUCUUGCAUGCGUUUCGUGUCGUCCAACAUUGGGAGCGAAGGAUAUCAACCUAGUCAACGUGCCCGUCGUGGAAAAUGGACUACUUGUCGCAGCAGAAACGACGUCAGUGGCUGUCCAAACUAUUACUACAGUGCUGGUCUCGUCACAGGGCGUAGUGACACCAACGGCCAGCGAUUCUACUGUCCACACAGCAUCGUCUACAACGGUAGCAGCACCAAGCCCGUCAAAUGCAGCCUCUUCGGAGAAAAACGAGUUUUACAACGGAGCUGCAGGCAUAGCGUAUUCACCGUACCAGAGAGAUGGCCAAUGCAAGACUUUAGAGAUGGUGCGCUCAGAUAUUAGCCAGAUCCAGAGUUUUGGUAUCAUCCGCACUUACGCAACGGAUUGUAACGUCUUGGACAAUUUGAAAGCAUCGUUGGCACCGUCUCAAAAAAUCAUGGUGGGAAUCUGGGAUCUCACCAAAAUUUCCGAGAGUGUGAGUGCGAUUUCGGCAGCAUUUGGUACAGAUUUCAGCGCUGUCUACGCGAUUUCUGUGGGCAACGAGCUUGUGAAUUCGGGGUCGGCAACCGUGGGCGACAUUCAAAAUGCGGUGAGCAGCGCUAGAAGCCAAUUAGCCGGGAUCGGAUACCACGGGCCCGUCGUGACAGUCGACACACUGGUGGCCGUAAUGGCGAACCCACAGAUGUGCGACGUUUCUGAUUUUUUGGCUGUGAAUUCCCAUCCGUACUGGGAUGGCAACGUAGACGCCAGCAAUUGUGGGCCGUGGCUACAACAGCAGAUUGCGAAUUUACAGUCCAAGUGCGGGUCUCAAAAGCCGGUUUUGAUCACCGAAACGGGAUGGCCGACCCGGGGAGACGCCAACGGCAACUGCCAGCCUUCCCAGGCCAACAUGGAGACCUGCAUAGCGUCGAUAACCAGCACGCUGGGGUCCCAAACGCUGUUAUUUACGACCUACAACGAUUAUUGGAAGAGCCCCGGCGCGCAAAACGUCGAACAAAAUUGGGGUGUUUUUGGCGAUCCGGCCAACUAG
Molecule: messenger RNA, 1056 nt
Organism: Lachancea sp. 'fantastica'
Lineage: Eukaryota; Fungi; Ascomycota; Saccharomycetes; Saccharomycetales; Saccharomycetaceae
Source: the annotation of a GenBank genome assembly